Mucor velutinosus is the source of this 588-nucleotide messenger RNA. It is a transcript of the gene CHO1, whose product is annotated as CDP-diacylglycerol-serine O-phosphatidyltransferase. Gene Ontology annotation, cellular component: membrane; cytoplasm. NCBI's taxonomy places the organism in Eukaryota, Fungi, Mucoromycota, Mucoromycetes, Mucorales, Mucoraceae. The transcript is spliced from 4 exons. The record is from RefSeq and is a predicted model, not a curated record. The coding region runs from base 1 to 588 and encodes 195 amino acids.
AUGUCUUCUCCUGUCUCCAGUAACGCAAAGGUCUUCCUUGCAUGGUACCUUUCUAACCUUGCUGCUGCUCCUCUCCGCACAAAGGCCUGCACAUCCGGUGUUUUGUCUGGUCUGCAAGAAUUGACAGCACAAAAGCUGUCGGGAGCAAAGAAAUUUGACAAAAGAAUUAUUCAAAUGGCUGCCUAUGGCUUAUUCAUCUCGGGACCUCUCAGUCAUUUCAUGUAUGAGAUCAUGAACAAGGUCUUUGCUGGAAAGACUGGUAACGGUGUCAAGAUUGGCCAGCUCCUCUUCUCCAACUUGAUCAUCUCACCCAUUAUGAACUCAGUCUACUUGACUGCCAUGGCUAUCAUGGCUGGUGUUCGUUCCCCUGCCCAAUUGAAGGCCAACAUCAAGAACGGUCUCUUGCCUAUGCAAAAGGUCUCUUGGGUCAUUUCUCCCUUGAGUAUGACCUUUGCUCAAAACUUCUUGGCCCCUACUACUUGGGUUCCUUUCUUCAAUUUGAUCGCAUUCGUCUUUGGUACUUAUAUGAACACCAUGAUCAAGCGCAGACGUAUUAGAGAAGCUGAGGAGGCUGCCAAGAAGCAAUAA